This is a messenger RNA of Cuscuta campestris, 2457 nucleotides long. NCBI's taxonomy places the organism in Eukaryota, Viridiplantae, Streptophyta, Magnoliopsida, Solanales, Convolvulaceae. The record is from the annotation of a GenBank genome assembly.
AAGCGAUCAUGGGUUCUUCUUCUAGAAAUCUCUAUGCAAGAAUUAGAGAAGGUCAAUCAACUUCUAGGCCACCACUCUUUGAUGGCACCAACUAUUCCUAUUGGAAGGAACGGAUGAGAAUUUAUAUCCGCUCAACCAACUUCCAAUUAUGGUUGGUCAUCAAAAACGGCGAAGAAACGCCAAUGAAGAAGGUCGGUGAAAAACUCGUCCCAAAGACCGAGGACGAAUUUGAUGCCGAAGACAUCAAAAAGGUGGAGAACUACGCCAAGGCAAUCAACAUGCUGUACUGCGUGGUCAACCCCGAUGAUUAUCGUAAGAUCUCUUGCUGCACCACCGCCAAAGAAAUGUGGGACAAGCUGGAGGUCACAUAUGAAGGUACGGACCAAGUUCGGGAAGCCAAAAUCGACUUCCUAACGCAGGAGUACGAAAUGUUUAGGAUGAAGGAAGGCGAAAAGAUCGAUGAUAUGUUCGAUCGGUUCUCAAAGAUCAUCAACGACCUUCAUGCACUCAAGAAGACUUACGCCAACAAGGACCUUGUGAGGAAAAUCCUGCGGAGUCUCACUCUCGAAUGGAGAUCAAAGGCUGACGCAAUCUACGAAUCCAUCGGAGUCUCCAACGUCACCAUCGACGGGUUAAGAGGUAAUCUCAAAACUUAUGAAUCUACUAUUCUAACCCCGUCUUUGGAUGAACAAAAGAAGAAAGGAAUAGCACUCAAAGCAACCAAAGAGACGGUGGAAGAAGACUCAAGCGAUGAUGACAACGAGUUCGGACUCGUCAUCAAGAAAUUCCACAAAUUUAUGAAGAAGGAAUUUGAGCGCAAAGGAAGAAAGCACGACGGUCCCCUGAAGUGCUAUGGCUGUGGCGAAAUAGGCCACAUCAAGUCGAGGUGUCCAAAAGGCAAAAACGGCAAGGACAAACCCGGCUUCAAAAAGCAAAGAGCCUAUAUCUCAUGGGGUGGAGACUCCGGCGACGAGUCAACUUAUCAAGAAGAAGAUGAAGCCGCUAACCUCUGUCUCAUGGCACACGAAGACCACGCCGAUGAAGUACAAGAGGUAUGUAUCACUUCUUCCGACUCUUACACUUUUGAAGAGAUGCAAGAAGCACUCCAUAAUACUCGCUUGGCGAGAAAGGCUAUUUGUGAUGAUCUUGCAGACUCACUUGAGAGAAUGCACAUUGAAGACGAUGAGGAAGACACGCCAUUAAACACCAACCCGCAACCACAACCUGAGGAAACACCUCAAGUGAUGGUCGAAAAUGAGGACCAAGCGGACGAAGAAGAACAAGAGGAAGCCCAGGAACAAGAGGAAACCGAGCUUCCCAUCGCUUGGAGAACGCACAAGAACCAUCCACUUGACCAGCUUCAUCAAGCCGGCCUUUGGCCGUUCGUCUCCCGGGCUCGAAAGGAGAUCAACCUGGCGCUGAUCCGGGCCUUCUACUCAAACCUCCGGCGUGAGGACAACGUGCUCUACUCCCUUGUCAAGAGCACGCCGAUUGAGCUCUUCGUUGAGCAGCUUGGGCGCAUCGCUGGCCUCCCCUUCCAAGGCGAAGACGUCUCUCACUAUGGCGGAGAAGACUGGGUGCUCAACAUCGAGGGUAAUAUCCUCAACGAGCUUGGCAUCACCGAGCUCAUCCGCCAUGCCUCGGGCCGCCCCACCAUCCACUCCGCUAACCCCGAAGGCCGACUCGACCUCAAGCUCAUCCACGCGAUCAUGCACUCGGCCCCAAUCAAUUGGGCAAAGUUUGUCAUGAUCAACAUGUCGAUCGCCGCGUCCACCGACCACGAUCACCUCCUCCCGUACCCGUUCGUGGUAAUGGACAUCCUUGAACGGUUCAAGGUCACCACCACCGUUGGCCCGCUCACAAAGGCCACGAAGCUUUGGAUGAUCAGCGCCCAAACCUUCACAAAGCGGUCGGACAAUGCCGCGCCUGCCACUGCCGCACCACGCCGCACUACCCCUGCCGCUGGCCCAGCCGAACCCCAGGCCCGGGCCAACCUCGCCUCCAUCGCCGACUCCCUCAACCGGCUACACUUCAAAGUUGACGGGAUGGAUGGCUACCUUGAGAGGCUUGACGAGGCGGUACAACGCCAAGGGCACACCAUGAACGCGUACUUCCAACGCGUUAACUACGUCCCUCCACCGUACCAUGGCACGUUCAUUGGGCAAGUGUACGGUGACGAGGACGAAGACGAUGCCUCCUACGUCCCGUCAAGCUCUCCGGAUGAAGAUGAGUUCGACGAUGCCAUCGAUGGGGAUGAGAUGGACGUCGACGACGACGAAGAAACCGGAGGCGAAGAGGAGGAAGAAGAAGACUAGGCCGCCCCUAGCAUUUCUUAUCUCUUUUUAUUGUCAUUUUUUUUACUCGCUUUCGUUGUACUCCAUUUCCCAUUUUCAUAAAUAAAAGUAUCUUUUAAAUUUUUGUUAAUGUCAAAAGGGGGAAGAAAAAGGCUAUGCAUAU